Cuscuta epithymum is the source of this 2682-nucleotide messenger RNA. NCBI's taxonomy places the organism in Eukaryota, Viridiplantae, Streptophyta, Magnoliopsida, Solanales, Convolvulaceae. The record is from the annotation of a GenBank genome assembly.
AAAAGACUUUAUCAGAUAAAAUAUUUCGAGUCAGAUCAAAUUUCUGAAUACAUACUCACCUACUCCGCAUCUAACAUCAUUAUUUUCAACCACCUCAAUAAUGUCUCUAGUCAAAUAUAAAGACUUUAUCAGAUAAAAAUAUCCCCGAUCAGAUAAAAUAUCUCUGAAUACAUACUCACCUACUCCGCAACUAACCUCUUAUUUUCAACCACCUCAUCUACCAAACAAAAACAUUUAUUUUACCCACCUUUAACACUCACUAUAAAAGCAACACUUCACACAAUAAUUCUUAUCACUUACAUCUAUCAUUUAUAUCACUUACAACUCACAUUUCUAUCACUCACUACACAAGUAAGAAUGUCAAGUGAGUAGAAAAUAAUUGUUCUUGUUCAUUGGAAUGGAGUAUUGACCAAUGUUGACAACAAAGUCAAAUACUCUUCAUUUCCAAAUGCGGUACUUUUUUUAAAUGCCGAUAUUAGCUACACAACCUUAUGUGAGCGUAUUAUAACUGAGAUUUCUCGUGGUGGUUUAAAUGAAAUAAAAAUCAUUCAUGGAAAAUUUCAUUUUGAUACUAGAGAUGGUGUGUGUUGCAUCAAUGUCGUGGCCCAUACACGAUGAACAGUCGUGGAUCUAUUUUGUGCAAAUAGCUUCGAACAUGUAUGACCGAUUGGAGCUAUUCAUUGAUGCAAACAAUACGGAUGUGGUUAUUCCAUUGCAUGAAGUCCCUUAUAGGCGGCGGCGCAACCGGGAGCCAUUAGCAUCAAACCAAGGUCCUUCGAUGGUUAAUAUAUGGAGCCACCACAUGAGGACGUGGAGAAUUAAGAUGACCCCGACUACAACUAUCUUUCAUUUUUGGAAGAGGAAAGCACUUCCGAAAAUAGUGAUGAUAGUCGUGACUCAUCUUGGUUGUCCCACAUAACCAAGAGGAUCCGUUUGUGGAACCCGCAUACCGUGUGGUACACCCAAUAAAAGUGGGAAAUAUGAUUCGUAUGACAAACUAAAAGAAAAACGUGUGAGCAUUCUGGAGUGAAGCAAAACGUGUUAAAUACUGGAGGGCGAAAUGCAUCCAUGACGAGGUAUGUUCAUGGCACAUUCAAGUUUCACAAGUGAAGAAUACAAACUCGUGGAAAGUAAAGAAGUAUCAACCCCACCAUAACCGCAUUUCGGUGUCAUAGGUCAUCGCUUCUGAAAUCAGUUCUACGAUUCGCAUAAAAUCAGAGUAUAGCAUUAAGCUAAGAAAUCCAUGACAUAUAGCACAAAUAUAACAUUCAUGUUGGAUAUAAGAAAGCGUGGUAUGCUCGUAAAUUUGCACCGAAGAAACGGUUCGGCAACUGGGAGACAUCAUACAACGAUCUCCAAAAAGUCUUACAAGUAAUGGCGUAUACUAAUCCAGGGAGCAUAAUUGAUAUUCAAAGUGAUAAAACCAACACCCAAGGUACAUAUGAAUAUAAAUUUGCAUUUCGGUCAAUAAAAGCGGCAAUUGAUGGGUUCAAUCACUGCCUUCUGGUGGUGUCCAUUGAUGGGACUCACUUGUACGACAAGUACAAUGGUCAUCUCCUAGUCGCGGUGGCAAUGAAUGCCAACUGUGAAAUCUACCCUCUAGUAUUUGGUGUGGUAGAUAGUGGGAAUGCUUUUAGUUGGACGUGGUUCUUACAAUUGCUUGUGACACAAAUCAUAGGGCCGCAUCGGAAUGUUUGCAUCAUCUCCGAUCAGCAUGCUGCUAUAGAUUAUGCACUUCAAAAGGUGACAAAAUUGGGAACACCAUGAAUUCAGAUAUGUUAUUGUCUUCGCCACAUUAGAAGCAGUUUCAUGUCCCAAUUUAGAAGUAAACAACUAAAGAAGUUGUGUUGGCGAGUGGGAAAUACCCCAAUUGUAAGUGAAUUUCACCAUUUCAUGCAACAAAUUCGAAGUACUAACGAGAGAGCAUUCAAGUAUUUAAAUGACAUUCCCCAAGAAAGUGGACACUUUGUUUUGAUGAUGGUUGUCGUGAUGGUAUUUUAACGACAAAUCUUUUAGAAAGUUUGAACAAUACUCUUAAAGGAUGUAGGACAUUGCCAAUCACUGCCCUUGUACGAACGACUUCUGACAAACUAGUCCAGCUCUUUGCACAAUGUUGUAGUGUUGGUAUGAUGUGGCAGCAAGCAUUUUCCGGACAACAUUUAGAAAAAAAAGAUUAUGGAGCGUUGGCACCAAAGACCACACACUAUGGUUCUUCCACACAAUCACUACACAAGAUUUUACUCAGUCGCCGUAGAAAAUGAAACACAUGUUACGGUGCAUCUAUUGAGACGUGCUUGUGAUUGCGGUUGUUGGAGGAUGAACGGCAUGCCAUGCGUCCAUGCGCGUGAUGUCUGCCAUUUUCUUAAGUGCUCUAUUGAUGAACUUAUUCCUGAGGUAUACAAACUGAGUUCUUAAAUAAAUGCACAUUGCAGUGAUAUUAUGUCAUUGCCAAAUAUGAAUGAGUGGCCACAAAAUGAGUUCAUUCUUCUACCGCUCAAAUAUCCAGAACUUCUCGAGCAGGACGCCGUCAAGAAACAAGAUUUCCAAAUGAGAUGGAUAUGUGUUAAAGACGUAGAACACAACAUGAUUGAUUCAUAUUUGUACUUUGUAGUAGUGUAUUAUUUCUUUUGUUUGUAGUUUGUUUUAAUGUUGUAACACUUUUAUUAGUCAUGUGUUUUAAAU